Molecule: messenger RNA, 1254 nt
Organism: Drosophila ficusphila
Lineage: Eukaryota; Metazoa; Arthropoda; Insecta; Diptera; Drosophilidae
Exons: 3
Coding region: 22-1017 (331 amino acids)
Source: RefSeq, a predicted model, not a curated record
AAAGACACUUAAUCGUACAAGAUGGCCAAGAAGAAGGGGAGGAAGGGAAAGAAGGGCAAGAAGCCAAAGGUUGAUUGCAGGUUCAAGAUCACAGAUGAGAUGCUUAAGCCAAUGAAUGAGAAUGCUGAUGAUUGCGAUGGCUGUUGCCAGUGCGCCUGCGAUUGCGACUGCAGUCCGGAGCUGGCUCCUUGCUUCAUCCAACCUACUAAACAGGAUCCGGGUCCGGAGGCCUACGAUGAGUUCGAGGCCUGCCUUAAUGGCAGUGGGUUGACGAUCAGAGUGCUGAAGAACACCCAUAAGGUGGAGAGCGUCCAGGAUGGAUCCGAGAAUGCACCCAACCUUCGAGCAGACGAUGAUCCCUGCUAUUAUGACGAUCCCAAUGACUGCGAACCCAAGGAGGACGACUGCCUGCACGAGAUGCUGCAGCGCAGCUCCUUCGCCCGGAAUCACAUUAAGCGCAGGACCGGCGGCAGGAUCGUCAACCAUCCGAACAUCCCGAAAAUUCGGGCCAACAUCAAGUACUCAGGAAACGAUGCCUGCGAGACCGACAACUACUAUGUGCCCUUCUCGAAGAUCAAGGAGGCCUGUGACCGCCAGGAGGAAAAGGUGGAGUGCUAUCGCCAGAGACUCUGCGGCGGAUGCGAACGCAUUGUUCCCGCCCAGUGCCCACCGCACAACCAGAGGACCUGCUGCAUGCAGGUCGAGCGUAAGGACAUCCAGCAGACCAUGAAGGGUGUCAAUCUGGACACAAGACGAAAGGGCAUCGAGGUCUGCUACAAGACUUGCGAAGAAACAGACAGUGAUGUGUUCCUGGUAAAGCUGGGAAGCAAGGCAAAGUCGCAGCACAAGAAGAGCACGAUCGAGAUCGAGUUGAGGACCCCUAAACAACCUGUAACCUUGCCGGUCAGCAAAGUCACCACCGAAACAUAUGUUUCCGAGGAAAUGCUCGGUGGGGCCAAGAAAAAGAAAAAGAAGGGCAAGAAGGGAAAGAAGGGCAAGGGCAAGAAAAAGAAGUAGAGGAUACGAAAGGACCCCUGACAAUCCUUCGGUGGAUCCCAAACCACUUACCGGACCAGAAGCACACCUUUUGAGAACCCAUCCAUUGGCAUUUACAUCAAACACCUAAAUUACAGCAGUUGUCAUAAAAAUUUCAAUUUGGCAAUAUUCCCAACCCAUACAAUGCAUAUUUCGACUAGAGUUACGUAUUUGUAUUAUUUGGAAUUAACAGAACCAAUAAUUAAAAUUUUAAAUUAA